UCGCGAAGCUACGUGUUCGUCUGAGUCGCGUAGCCAUGUCCAAGUUACGUGGCUACAAAGAAAGUUAUGUGAAGUUUGGCUUUGUCAAUAUCGGCGGCAAACCGCAAUGCGUUUUGUGCGGUGAAGUACUCGCUCUAAGCUCCAUGGUGCCGACGAAGUUGACACGCCAUCUCCGGACAAAGCAUCCAAGCUACCAAGACAAGGACAUAGAGUUCUUCGAAACCAAGAAACGACAGUUGGAAUCCCAAAAGCUGGAUAAUCCAAACAAGGUGAGGUCGAAAUUAUCAUAACACAGUUUUAUGUUAGUUGCGCAUACGAUGUUCGCUGCGGCAGCGAGCCUCGAUCGGUCGCCAAAUGCUUGUUCGACGUGCUUUACGUUAGUUGCGCAUACGAGGUUCGCGGCAACCGCGACCCUCGAUAUGCAUUAUGUUCGCUGUGCGUAGGCUGAUCGGCGAGGCUCCUGCCUCACGGUUAGCUGGCAGAUUUUGUUGGUUCGCUUUAGUGCAUGUGCCAUCGACUUUCCACAUGUAUACAACGCGUCGCAGGGUGGGGAAGGCGACCGGUUAAGGCACCAGUUUUAGACUGUCGAUGCAGUGUUUGUAGGUUCGGUUCAGCGUACAAAGUUAGACUUUCGUUUCAGCUGGCAAACUCUGCAGAUGCUAUCAAGGCAAGCUACAUGCUCAGCUACCACGUGGCCAAACAGAUGAAGCCUCACACCAUCUGCGAGACUCUGCUUAUGCCCUGCAUGAAGGACGUCGUCGGUGCUGUCAUAGGGAAAGAGCAUGUGAAAAAACUGGACAAAAUACCGUGCUCGAACGACACCGUGGCACGGAGAAUUAGAGAAAUGGCGUCUGAUGUGCAGGACCAAGUAAUUGAUAAAUUGAAGUCCGCUGGGAAGUUUUCCCUCGCCGUCGAUGAAAGCUGCGACGUGUUCGGGAGUCCACAGCUUAUAGUGUUUGUGCGCUUUGUGAAUAACUCUGUCAUUGCCGAAGAACUUCUUUGCUGUCUGGAACUCGAGACCACAACGAGAGGUCAAGAUAUUUUCGAUGCCAUUAACAAUUUUUUUGUUUCGCGCGGUCUUCAUUGGGACAUGUGUGUAGCUGUGUGCACCAACGACGCUCGAGCCAUGGUUGGAAACUCUGUAGGUUUUUUAGGACUCGUUAAGAAAGUGAACAGUGCAGUAGCGUUCACACACUGUAUGCUUCAUAGGGAAGCUUUGGCAUCAAAGGAGUUGAGUCCAGAGCUUGCGAGUGUUAUGCAACAUGUUGUCAAAGUCGUGAACAGUGUAAAGGCAAGGCCUAAGGCCAGUCGCCUCUUCAAGGUACUGUGCGAGGAGAUGGGUGCCGAGCACCAACACCUGCUCCUGCACACCGAGGUGCGUUGGUUGUCGCGCGGAAAAGUGCUCGCAAGGGUGUUCGAGCUUAGAGAGGAGCUGAGUCUUUUUUUGGCAGAAGAUAGGGCACUCGGAGAUCCUUUUCAGGACUCUUCUUUUGUGGCAAAGCUUGCUUAUCUGUGUGACCUGUUUGAGCACCUGAACCAUCUUAACAGCAGCAUGCAGGGGAUGGGCACUAAUGUUGUCUCUUCUGGGGACAAGGUGAGAGGCUUUUGUAAAAAGCUUCAAAGUUGGUUGAGCCAGGGAACAGAGGCGACUAUUCUUCUUUUAAGCUGCUCGGUGGUCUUGCAGGCUCUGGGGUAGUAUCUGGAAGUGACAGAGCCACAAUCACAGCCCAUCUGAGCACAUUAAGGUGCCACAUUAAGGACUACUUCCCAGAAUCUGCCCCAGACACAUGGCUUGUGGCCCCUUUUGAGGCUGACGUAGCUUGCUUUACAUAUGAAUGUGUCGAAGCUGAAAAUGAGCUGAUGGAGCUCCAGGAAAACACAGUGAUGAAGGCAAAGUUUGCCACUGUGAGCCUUGAGGCAUUUUGGUUGGGGACUGCAGAAAUGUUCCCCCUUCUCCAUGAUAUGGCUGUAAAGCUUCUGUUGCAGUUUUCUACGACGUAUGCAUGCGAGCAUGCUUUUUCCAGACUUGCAUACUUGAAAAGUAAAUACCGAAACAGGUUGAAUGUGGCUGCAGAUAUGCAACUCUGUUUAAGCGCGACUGUGCCACGUAUUGAUGAACUGUCCAAAAUGAAGUGAUGUGGCACGUUUGUUUGAUGUUUUUGGUAGCAAUAAAAGGCACCUCACUUCGAAUAUUCGAACGAAUAAUACAGUAUUCGAAUUCGCUUCGAUUCGAAUUUAAAUUAUUGAAAAUUUCGAAGUAUUCGAAAUGAACGAAUAGGUGUAUAUUAGUCCGCU
Rhipicephalus sanguineus (brown dog tick) is the source of this 2295-nucleotide messenger RNA. RefSeq names its product zinc finger BED domain-containing protein 5-like. The coding region runs from base 506 to 1696 and encodes 396 amino acids. The record is from RefSeq and is a predicted model, not a curated record. The transcript has 2 exons. Lineage: Eukaryota; Metazoa; Arthropoda; Arachnida; Ixodida; Ixodidae.